UACCGGGCCCCAAAACGUGACAACAACGAUAACCUCAUACCCCCCCCUACAUUUUCACCCCAACCUUCAACAGACCACACAGCAAACAUGGAUGCCUUGGGCCUCUCUAAGCUACGGCAUCUAAAACCACGACAACUCCUUUCCCAAGUCUUGAAUUUUGCUUUGAUACUUUCAACAGCGUUCAUGUUAUGGAAGGGUCUGUCGGUCGCAACUGAUUCGCCCAGUCCCAUUGUCGUGGUUCUGUCAGGGAGUAUGGAACCGGCAUUUCAACGUGGGGAUCUAUUGUUCUUAUGGAACCGGAAUUUGGAACUCGAUAGCCCCCCUACACCUGGAACGCGGGUCGGCGAAAUUGUUGUGUAUAAUGUCAUCGGGAAGGACAUUCCUAUCGUCCACAGGGUUGUGCGAAAGCACCAGGGGCCCAAAACACCUCUCCAUCUCCUUACCAAGGGCGACAACAAUCACGCCGAUGAUACCGAGCUCUACGCACGCGGCAGGUGGUACCUUGAUCGUGAGAAGGAAGUUAUUGGAAGUGUGGUUGGAUACGUGCCUUUCGUAGGCUACGUUACCAUUAUGCUCAGUGAACACCCCUGGAUGAAGACAGCAUUAUUAGGUAUUAUGGGGCUACUAGUUAUCGUACAGAGGGAAUAGAUGUGGUCGAAUAUUAGUUCCUAGUAUUGGUUGGUAGUUGAUAUCUAGUUUCAUAGGGUGGUUUGCGGUGUCAUGCAAAGGCCCUAGAGGUGACAUGCAUCAUAAAAUCUCAUAAAAGGGUUCAUUCACCA
Molecule: messenger RNA, 779 nt
Organism: Tuber melanosporum (Perigord truffle)
Lineage: Eukaryota; Fungi; Ascomycota; Pezizomycetes; Pezizales; Tuberaceae
Exons: 3
Coding region: 88-648 (186 amino acids)
Cellular component (GO): signal peptidase complex; membrane
Molecular function (GO): serine-type endopeptidase activity
Source: RefSeq, a predicted model, not a curated record